AGCGCAGAGGUCGAAAGAAGCGCAGAGGUCCAAAGACGCGCAGAGGUGCAAAGAAGCGCAGAGGUCCAAAGAAGCGCAGAGGUCCAAAGAAGCGCAGAGGUCCAAAGAAGCGCAGAGGUCCAAAGAGAGGAAAAUUUGCCAGUAAACCAACAGACAAAUGUUCUAAACGUAAGUUAACAUUGCAGUUAUAUAAUUCAGAGAAGAGUAACCGUAACUAUCCGAAUACCGUAAUAUAAUUUACAACCUGACACUUAAGGCAGUCGCAGCUCUAACAUAAUACAUUUUUAAAAUGUGUGACAAAAUACUAGCUUAAUUGUAUACUUUAGGAUUGGUUUUACUGGGCAGCGUCCAAAGGGGGAUGUUUGGGGAGCGAAUCAUACCGUUGACGCCAGAGGAGUAGCUGGAGUGUUUGGCGCCCGGGAACAAGAUUCAUUUUAAAGAGUCCCCGUUUCUUUUUUCAAGUCUUUAACCCAUCAUUUUCAUUAAUAUAAUACUAUCAAAGCACAUUUAGUCGCCUCUAUUUAGUCUUGCGCCGAGGGACAUCUGUCCCCCCUCUGCCCCCACUUAGUUACGCCCUCACAUUGGGUUGCGGAACAAAAUUUAAAAUAAAAAAAAAAUACAGCUGUGCUCUAGUGGCUCUGAUAACAAAACUAAUUUAAAAAAGAGCACGCCACCUGAACAGGUGUCAUCAGAAAAGGUGUCACCAGACAGGGGCAGGGUGCAAACAGAUCAGGUUCCAUCAAGGGAUGGUAUCACGAGAGCAGUCAGAUUCGGAGGUUGCCAACGAGGAUUUCUAGAAAGGAAGAGAUGAUUGCCCCAAACCAUGGUAACGCUAUUGGCUCUACUUCCAUGUUAAGACUAGAAAAAUUGUGUACCUUAUCUCUCGUUUUUAAAUUUGAUCUUACCUUUUAUUUCUCGCAACCUGUUUGCAUUUCUUACCACAUAAGUAUGUUAGAUUUCUCUAGCUAAGUUAACGAUAAACAUUGUUGUUUUUUUUCUUCAAAUUCCAGUACCGUUUUUAUUCGUUGACACCGGGAAACCAAACUGGCAAUACCUUAGAAUCCAGUUAUCAAUCUGUCGAACAAAUGAUGAGUAAAAUUCAAAUAAAAUCAGACGUAAGUGAUCGAAAUAAUAUUAUACUGACCUUAAUUGUUCAUUUCAAUCGUAUCCUCAAUCGUUUGUUCGAUAAAAUUUUAAUGAAAAUGAUGAUUUUAAAUUAUUUUGAUCAUAUUCUUUAUAUCGGUAUAUAUUUUUUGUACUUGGAAGGCGCAUAUUGUUUCAAAAGUAAGAUCAAAAUGUUUUAGAAUUUUAUUAUUAUUUUUUUCUUUUUUGUAAUAGCUCGUACUGUGGCUGAUAGGAUCAGAUGAAAACCAAACUCUUCAGAGUCCCUAUGGCAGACGUCUAAUUAAGGAAAUUUUAGAACUGGUCUCAGACAGUGGUAAGGGUCAGCACUCUUACAUUUAACAUCUUUUAAAUUUCAUAAAUGGUGGUAAUUGAAAAACUUAAAAAACAAAAAUAGUCUAUGUUAUUUUAUAUUAUUUUCUUAUUGGCUGAAUAGAAAAAUGUCUAUUGAAAUCUGAAUUUAGUAAAAAAAACAAUAAUUACACACCGGUUUCUUUCUCCUUUUAAAAUCAAGGCUCUCUGCUAGUAUGUCAAGGUACAGACAAGUUUUUUGGAAGCAUUAGAGCACCAUUCGGAAACCCAAAAUUGACGUCAGCUAAAAACAACUUUAAGGUCCUCUUGUGUGAGGUAUUACAAACAUACACACAUUUUAAUCAACCAUUUUCUUAUAACAAACAUGUAAUAAAAACGUAUAAUAAAAGUGUUUAAAUUUCUCAACAUAUAAUAUAUAUUAAUAUAUAUAUACACACACACACACAAAAUGUAUAAAUAGCACUAGUAAUAAUAGAGAAAGAUUCUAGUACAAGUAAUACGAAUUGUCGUAUUUAAAUUAUUAAUUAUUUAUAAUGAUGAUACAAAAAGUUAUUGUUAUAGUAAAGUUAAUAUUUCUAGCCACAUAAUAAUAAUCAUAAUAAUAAUAAAUAAUAAAAUGAAUAAUUUAUAACAGAAUGAACAUAUGGGAUACUCACCUCGUUUGCAAACAAUACGUACUCCCAAUGAAGGUAACUGAUACUUUUAAAGGAGAAAAAAAAAAAACAAUAAAAAUAUAUUGAACACAUUUUAUACAUUUCUUAAAAUUGCCGAAGAACAGUAUUACGCAAAUGAAUUAAACAUUUUUUGCAAGUAUGAAAUAUGAUUAGACAAGAUUGAAUAAGGAGAAAAAUAUCCUUUUUUCAUACAAAAACAAUGGACAAUAGGGGUAAAAAAACAACAUUCCAACAAAGAGUAAUUUAAACAUUUCUUAAAAGUUAACAGAGCUUUUACUAUUUCGUUCCCACAUAGUUUUAUUCAAUUCACCGUGUUAUAUCAAUGGUUGAUUUCCAGACCAAUGAUUCUAGACGUCUUUUUCAAUGUAAAAUUAAUAUGACCAAUGACUUCUAAAAAAUAUUCAUGAACACUUUGCUUUUAUUGAGCAAAUGCUAAGAAAUUAUUUUUAUUUUCUCUUUUUUGAAAAAAAAAAAUAUAUAACGUCGUCUAAUAAUUUUAAAUUUUCUCAGGACAUGCCAAAUUUCACUGUGCUAUUCUGUUUGAGGGUGGUGAUGUCACUUACAAUAAAGUUGUCCAAAAGAUUCCAAGCUAUGUAACGGUGAUACUUGUCAAGGUAACGCGUUCCACAUUUGUAAUUUUUCAACGUUACUUUAAAAUAGAGUUUACACCGAUAGUGUCAUGAACAUGUCUCUUUUGAUAAUAUGUUUUUAUUUACAGCGCGGUGAGCCCAUCCCUAGGCUGGAGUACCACGCUAUAAAAGACCACUAAUUAGUAUUAUUAUUAUUAUUAUUCUAACACCCCGGCUUACAUUAUGAUCCAUACUAUACUUCUUAAAUGUAAUUAUUUUAAAUGAUUAAAAAUUGGAUUCUUAACAACCAAGCAACCAAGACAUAUUGCUUUAUACUGCUAAGUCAAUAAAGCUCUUUUAAAAAUCAUUUUAUUUUGUUUCAAACGAAUUUUUGUACAGUGCUCUGUUACUGACAAUCAAAUUGGUCUAACUUGCAAGGAAAUUUUAUACUUUUUGCAAUGUCUUCGUCGUAUAUUUAUGAUGUCCUGAUACGAUAUUAAUACUUAUUGAAAGAGUAUCAUCGACAAUCUUAUCAUUAGGACAGUGUUAACGAAAUUUAUCAAUAAUUACACAUAUUAUAUUAUUUUUUAUAUUUUUUUUGCAUUGAAAACUAGUGCUUGAUAUUAAUGAAACUUGGAGCCUACAGACUUAAUACCCCAACCACAAAAGUUUAUAUAAUCUGUCAAUUCUAGGAAUCUAAUUUGCUAUCAUAUUUUUAUCACAUUUCACUUCUAGAAAAAAUUUGAGAUUGACAACGCACAAAAUAAUAGGUAAACAACAAAUAAAAUAAAAUAAUAAUUUGGCUCUAUGUCGUCUUUCUACUUAUAUUAUAUGUAUAUAUAUUUAGUUAGUAAAGUUUAUUUUUUUCUAUAAUUUGGAGGAAUUAUUUCAAUAAUUGGAAAAUUAAAGACUAUUGUACCAAGAUGAUUAGAUAUUUAUUUUAAAACCUAAGCAUACAAGCAAUAUAAUAUAUAUAUAAAUGAAUAUAUAUAUAUAUAUGCAUUAUAAAGAUAUCAAUGUUUCCAAACUUUUUGACCAUGACAGGUGUGUCUUGGACAUCGAGACAAAAUAUUCAGAAAAAGAAAUAUUCUCCAUUGGAGAGUUUAUUCUUAAAGGUAUUAGGAGCUGUUAAUUGAUAAAGAAUUUUGUUGUUUUAGGCCCACCUUACUGUAAUUAUCUACAGCUCGUACAAAAGGAUUGAUACCGAGAGGUUAAAGUUUUAAUUUUAAAAUCAAACGUCUCUCGUGCGAAUUUUAUUCUUCCGUCUUAAUUUGAUGUGCUUCUUUUCUGUUGUGUUGUUUCUUAUUCCCCGAAAAAAAGCUUUUUCUCAUCGUGCUCUAUUUAAAUCAGAGUUCCUGAAAAUAGAAAAACAAGACAAGAGAAAGAAUAGUCAAGAUAUGGUUCUAUUGUCCGUUUAUCUGAACCAAGUGCAUCUGGCCCCAAUGAUUGAAUAUAAGGUAAAAUUGUAAAAAAAAAUUUAUGAUUUAGCAGAUUAUUUAUAAUAUUAUUGUUUGAAAUUGAUAAUGUAAUACGUUUCUAAACAUCCAUUGUUUAGAUAUUAAAUUACAUUAUUUCAAUAAACUUAACACUCAAGAAAAGAACACAACACUUUAUAAUAAACAAUAUAUUUUUAAUAUUAUUUAAAAAAAUGUUUUCAGCAAUAACUGAUAGCUAUAAUACAAUAAGAUAAGUCAAGAAAAUAUCGAAAAUACACUUUAGUUCGUGUUUUGAAGAAAGGCGUGUAUGAUUUUUUCAUCACUUUGAUUCCUAAAAGAAACUUAAUUGGUUUGCAACUCAUAUUAUUACAUUAUAGGAUUACCCAGAAGCUAACAGCAAAGCUGAAGAUUUGGUAAUUAUUAUUAUUAUUAUUAUAAUUUUUUUUUUACAUUUUAACUUAAAUAAUUGCUUUAAUUCCUUAUCUGAAAAGAAUAAAGUCAAAAAGCCAAUUUCGAAAACUUUGGGAACUUAAUUCUUCUGAGUUGGUCCAUAGUUAGUUAUGAAGAGCCAGGUUAAAUAUGUUCUAUAGCUAGGCACAUCUUGUCUAAGGGUCGGCCCCAAAUUAAUUCUAACAAAAAACAAUAUUAGAAUAAACCAACUAAAAAAUAAAAUGAAAAUGCUAUAUAUAAAAAUAUGCCUCUAUUCUAACUUUUCGUUUGUUUUAAAGAAAAAAAAAAAAAGAAUCCAGACCACACAAAAAUACAGCGAUACCCUCUUAAGUAAAGUUUUACAAAAAUCAAAAAUAUAAUAAAUUAAUUAUAACAAAAAACAAUAAUAAAAAAAACCAACUAAAAAAUAAAAUGAAAAUGCUAUAUAUAAAAAUAUGCCUCUAUUCUAAAUUUUAGUUUGUUUUAAAGAAAAAAAAAAAAAAAGAAUCCAGACCACACAAAAAUACAGCGAUACCCUCUUAAGUAAAGUUUUACAAAAAUCAACAAUAUAAUUCAUUUUUUUUUUACCUAUUGAAAGUAGAAAAUACAAUACGAUUACGUAGUAUCUUUAGGGCCAUUCAAUUUUAGAGCCUCAAUAUAUCAUCAAACAGAAAUGGUUGGAAGAAACAUCAGCCCUUGCCGUCAGACUCUACCGACAGAACUGUUUGACACACCUUUGUCAAAAAGGGAUGGAUUUCAUAAAAUAUUUAACGGAUGCAAGCAUGCUCGAGCACUUGAACACA
Molecule: messenger RNA, 5345 nt
Organism: Lymnaea stagnalis (great pond snail)
Lineage: Eukaryota; Metazoa; Mollusca; Gastropoda; Lymnaeidae
Source: the annotation of a GenBank genome assembly